Messenger RNA from Microplitis demolitor, 3007 nucleotides. RefSeq names its product probable serine/threonine-protein kinase ndrD. The transcript is spliced from 7 exons. Bases 56 to 2533 code for a protein of 825 amino acids. The record is from RefSeq and is a predicted model, not a curated record. Lineage: Eukaryota; Metazoa; Arthropoda; Insecta; Hymenoptera; Braconidae.
UAAAUAAUUAAAAAAGUUUUAAUAAAUUUUUAUAUGGUUGAAAAAAUUUUAAAAAAUGAAUCGAGAUAAUGAAGAACAACGACCAACAUCACAAACUUUGUGCGGUGCAUUGCAAAAAGAAGCUAAUUGCAAGUGCUUAGUAUUGUCAGUAUUAAUUUAUGGUUGCCUUGCUGCUGUCACGUGGUGUAGAUGCGCUAAUAUUACAAAGAUUGUAAUUAAUUUUUCAAAAUACCCGCUCAAAAGUACAAGGCACGUGUCACCUUGUGAUGAUGGUUAUAUUUACAUUCCUGUUGCAUUCAUGGGAAUGCUUUAUUUAGUUUAUUUAGUGGAAUGUUAUCAUUCGCCAAUACGAAUUGAUUUAUUACAUGGCGAAAGUCAGGAUAGCGUUUUAUCAAAACUGUCUCAAUUACGUCUUGCUCAACCGACUAUUUGGUGGAAAGCUGUUUCCUAUCAUUAUGUCAGAAGAAAACGACAAAUUGUACGUUAUCGAAAUGGUGAUAACUAUACGACUACACAAGUGUAUUAUGAACGAGUAAACACACAUGCAGCGACUUCCUUUUAUUUUUAUGACUAUUGUGGUGUUAAGGACAUAAGCAAGGAUCUUGUGAUGGAUCCGAAAAUUCCAAUAACUAAAAUUAAUUUAAGUAAAGGGUUUGCAUUUUCAAACAUGAGAUCUGCUACUGAAUUUGAAGAAGCGAGAUCAAGAUUUUUUGCUGAACAAGAAUUACGUGAUGAUUACAUGGAAAUGCGUGAAGGAUUAGAUCUCGGUUACAAUUUCAAUACAUCAACGACUCUGGUCGCAGUAUUAGGCAGACCAUGGUUUACAAACACCUACGUAUAUUGGUGUCUAAGUGCUCUUUUACUCAGCUGGCCGCUGAGAAUAAUAAUCGAAUGUAAAACGCAGUACGCAAAUUACCAAGUGACUAAAUUAUUCGGCGUUAAUUAUGAUACACCAUCCAGUACACAAAUUCACGCAUCCCCAAGUCAAUUAAGUGCACCUGGUUCUUAUAUGCUGGCACCAAGUUAUUCCGAAGCAUUAUUAAUGGAGCCAGCAGCUUCAUCAUCAUCAACAUUCACCGAAAACGGAGUUACCAGUGAUUCAGACAAUGAAAUGUUGGUACCAAGUUACUCGGAGGCACUUUUAUAUGAACGCGCUGCUGUAGCUUCUUCAUGUCCAUCAACAUCCAACGCAAUAACCCAAUCAGAUGUUAAUAAAGUAGCCUGUACUGUCGGUAGAAGUACAACAAAUUCAAGUUUAUAUGCUAUCGUUGAAAAUCCAUCAAGCUUUGAAUGCAAUUGUCAUUGUCAUCAAUUACAAAUAUAUGAUAAUAAUGAUAGUAAUAUUUAUUACAAUACUAGCAACAGUAAUAAUAAUAAUAACAAUAAUAAUAAUGUUAAUAGUAGUCUAAGGGGACAGUCAAGUCCUGACAUACGUGCCUGUAAUAAUUGCAGUGCUUCGAACAAUCACUUAAUUAUAAAUAAUUCAGGGAUAAAAAGUAAUAUAAAUAAAAUACCACGUGAUGUUUCCGCGCCAAAUUUGAAUAGUUAUUCGAGUGAUUUUAUGAAAAAUAAUAGUUUACAAGUGCUUAGAGCUAAUGGACAUAGUUUAGAGAGUAUACUCGAGAGCGAAGAGACUAUUAGCUUAAGAGAUAUUGAUGAAAGAGUAAGAAUUAAUACGAUGCGUGGAGCUAUUCCGAAAAACUGUAGAAGAUCGAGUGUGUUGAGAAAUAGUAAACUCGAUAUUAAUGAUAGUAGAAUGGAGGAGGGGAGAAUUAAUGAUAAGAUUCCUGCAUCCAAAACUUAUUUUUGUCUCAAGUCUAUUUUAAAAAAGAAGAAGCAGAAUAAGAGACGAUACACACUAGUUACUACUGAAGAAUUGAAAUAUUUGAAUGAUAGUCAUGAGGAUUCGAGAGUCGAUGAUAGUGAAACUGUUAUUUUUUUGCAAGAAUCUCCAGAGAAAAGGAGGUGGGUUGAAAUGAGCGAGGGUAAACGCGAUAAUCCGUAUAGAACACUUAUUUUUGCAAGUCCAAUACACGAAGUAUGCCGUUCAAAUGAUCCAUUUAUUGUUGAUGAUGAUGGAAAAAGCCAAGACGAAUUACCUGAUAAUAAUAUUUCAGAUCUUCCAGUUUUAACACGAUUAGGACGAUCAUUGACAGUUUUAAGUGAAUCUGAAUUACCUUCAACAACUCCUCACAAUACUAAUAAUACUAGUAAUAUUAAUAGUAAUAGUAAUAAUAAACGAAAAAAUAAACAACGUUCGAAGCACCAUAGAACAUUGAGUAUAGAGCCAGAAUAUUUACAAUUUUUUACGUCUUCCGACGACACGAGUUCUCCAUUCCAACAAAGUACUAGUCUUACGACAACCAAUAAUACUAAUAUUUUUGUUAAUAAUGGCACUCGUUUAACCCGAUCUUUAACUGAAAGACGGCCAAAAACUUCCAUUAGAGAUAAAUUUAUACGAAGAAGUUUUACCGAUGAACGUACCGAUUUUGGUAGCAAACGGAUUAAUUUCAGUUUAGAAACUUCUUUAUAAUAAGCGAUAAAAUUUUUGAAAAAUUAGCUAAAUGCAAUCCAAUAUAAUUUAAAAUAAAAAAUAAAAUUACGUUUUGCGCAUUAAUUUAUUGAGUAUUUUAUAUAAAAUCAGUCCGUUUUUCCGCACAUCUUUGGUUUGUCGAAUUAUGUAAAAUAUAAUUAAAAAUUAAAAGGAAGGAAAGCUUACGAUGGCGGAAAGUAAAAAAUCACUAGAUAGAAAAUAAAUUUUUAAAAGAAAUUAAUUUUGACAUACGCGACAAGCUUUGGGCUUCCGGUAACUUAAAACUUAUCUUUACGUGACUGUAAUAUGAAUCUUAAGCUCAUAUUGCAAUGUCACGAUCGGUGAAUAUGUCACAAUUGUUUCACAUGUUGCACAAUGUACUAUUGAGGUCAAAGUUGAAGAAAUCAUUUAAAAAAAAUCAGGACAGCUCUCAUAAAAUCCAAAAGAAAAACAAAAUGGCUGAUUUUAUAUGAU